AUGCAUUUGGGGGUUGAAACAACUGAUGGAAUCUAUAAGUUUGUUUUAAGUGUUGUGUAUGCCUAUAAUGAUGAACCGGGAAGGAAAGAUCUGUGGACAGAGUUAAGGCAGGUUGCUCAAAAUGACCCUUGGUUAGUCAUGGGAGAUUGUAAUGAUAUCCUUGCCAAGGAAGAAAGAAUUGGGAAUAGAGUUAAAUAUCGUCCCUCUCAGGACUUUAUUGAUUGUGUUUCCAAUUGCUUUCUUGAGGAUGUCAAAUCUUGUGGCAACUUUUAUACUUGGAGCAAUAAGCAACAAGGAGAUGAUAGAAUUUUUUCGAAAAUUGAUAGGGCCAUGGCCAAUCUGAGUUGGAUGGAUAUGUUUCCUAAUGCUGAGGUGAAUUUUAUAAAUGAAGAGAUGAUGGAUCACACACCAGCUGUCAUGACAUUCUAUGAUAUGGCUCCUAGUGGUAAGAAACCAUUUCGAUAUUUCAAAAUGUGGAGCACUCAUCCGGACUUCAGCACAGCAGUAGCAACCUCCUGGAAUCAACAAACUUAG
Molecule: messenger RNA, 534 nt
Organism: Cannabis sativa
Lineage: Eukaryota; Viridiplantae; Streptophyta; Magnoliopsida; Rosales; Cannabaceae
Exons: 1
Coding region: 1-534 (177 amino acids)
Source: RefSeq, a predicted model, not a curated record